AUUGUCUCAUGGAUUCACAGUCUACAGAAAUGCAAACAUGACAUUAUAUUGAUAGAUAGCAGGAAGUCACAGAAACAAAGCUGUCCUCAAACUGAGCAGCUAGAGAAAUCCCUGAUGGUAGUGAAAGGGUUAACACCAGCAUCUCAAACACACACACACUCUAGAAGCGCAACACAGUGACAAGUCCCCCCCCUUUACAAUCCAGCUUCGGGCAGUGGAGUCUGAUUGGAUAAAGGCACAACUACCUCAUAAAAAUAUGAAUAAAUAGAGGUGCAGAGAAUCUGUGCACACUGUUCUAAGGCUCUGGACAUCAGGCUGUUUUUUAUCUGGCUAUUUACUGUGCAGUGCAGAUAUGACACUAUCCGUCAAGGAAAAGAAUCAUUUCAGGCUGGUGUUCCUAGGAGCAGCAGGCGUGGGGAAAACCUCACUCAUCCAUCGGUUCUUGCAGGACACCUUUGAACCCAAACACAAGAGGACAGUGGAAGAGUUGCACAGCACAGAGUACGAAACCACCGAUGGGGAACAAGUGAAAAUUGAAAUCCUGGACACCACUGGUAGCUAUGAAUUUCCAGCUAUGAGGAAGCUAAGUAUGAGGAGCGGAGAUGCUUUUGCUCUGGUUUACUCUGUGGACAACCCAGAUUCUUUCGAGAUAGUGAGGAGGUUACGAGAGGAGAUCCUAGAUGUAAAAGAAGAGAAACGUCCACCAAUGGUUAUAGUUGGCAACAAAAAGGACAAUGUUGAUGCCCAGAAGGUUUUUUGGGAUGAUGUGAUGACUACAGUGGAGCUGGAGUGGAACUGUCGUCUGCUGGAGACAUCUGCAAAGGAGAACUUCAAUGUGACAGAGGUAUUCAGAGAACUGUUGCGAGAGGUCAACCUUCCAUGUCGUUUAAGUCCUGCGCUGAGAAAGAGGAGAGAGACAAUCCCCAACGAGCAGAACUGCAAGCCUCCAAUGAAUAAGACCAACAGCUGCAGCAUCUGUUGAUACUUGAUUCAUCGCAGACAUUGAGGGGGAGGGGGAACAACAUGGUGGGUAACAAUCAUGUCUGAAAAAGAUUGUCAAUUACAGGAAAAACCCAUUGCAAUGUAAAUAUGAACAGUGUUUGUCAGGGAUGGAGGCUCUGAUGCUAAACUAGCACUUCUCAAAAUAAGACAAGGGUUGCUCAAAGCCGCUCCAGUCUGAACUUAUGUCAUGACUUGUCCUUAGAGAGAUCAAACUAAACACCUAGAUAGCUUGUACGUCUUAGCCUACAAGACUGCAUUGUUUCAUUGUCAUUGUUGUUAAUCUUGCAUACGAGCAAUGCUACCUAUCACUGUAACCACAAUGUUCUAGCUGGAGAACUGUGUACUUUAUAAUAAAGGUAUUGG
This is a messenger RNA of Hyla sarda, 1365 nucleotides long. RefSeq names its product ras-related protein Rap-1b-like. The transcript has a single exon. Gene Ontology annotation, molecular function: GTP binding; GTPase activity. The coding region runs from base 353 to 982 and encodes 209 amino acids. The record is from RefSeq and is a predicted model, not a curated record. Lineage: Eukaryota; Metazoa; Chordata; Amphibia; Anura; Hylidae.